GGCGCGUCAUCCUCCGGCCGAGAAUUUCUGUGACGUGUGACGGGGCUGACGUGCUUCCGCUGUAAUGGCGUCGCAGAGGAGACUGGGUCUACAGAAUCAGGAGCAGACCAGCUGGACAGAUGACCUCACGGUGUGCCAUCUGUCGGGGAUCGGCUAUGGCACAAACCGCAUUUACCAGGUGGACGGGACCAGCACUGAGGCCCACAGCCUGGAGGACGGUUGGCUGAGGUUUCGGGAAGACGAAUGCUUCCUUUACGGGGUCUUCAAUGGAUACGACGGCAGCCGGGUGUCGCAGUUUGUGACGCAGAGGCUGACGGCAGAGCUGCUGCUGGGGCAGCUGACCCUGAGUCGCAAUGAUGCUGACGUACGCAAGGUGCUACUGCAGGCCUUCGACGUGGUGGAGCGCAGUUUCUUUGAAUCGAUUGAUGAUUCUCUGGCAGAAAAGGCCAACCUGCAUUCUCAGCUUCCCGAGGGUAUUCCUCACUCCCAGCUUCCACAGCAGUAUCAGAAACUCCUGGAAAAACUACAUAAAAUCGAGCAGGAGAUUGCGGGAGGAACGACGGCCAUUGUGGCGCUCAUUCUCAACAACAAGCUCUACAUUGCCAACAUAGGCACCAGCCGAGCCCUGCUGUGCAAGUCCACAGCCGACGGACAGCUGCAGGUGACGCAAGUCAGCGUCGAUCACACGACGGACAACGAGGACGAGCUCUUCCGGCUCUCUCAGCUCGGCUUGGAUGUUGCAAAGAUCAAGCAGUCAGGGCUGAUUGGAGGCCAGGACAGCAGUCGGCGCAUCGGCGAUUACCGAAUGAAGUACUGCUACAACGACGUGGAGAUGCUGAGCCCCGCCAAGACGAAGCCAGUGAUCGCAGAGCCGGAGAUUCACGGGGGGCAGUCGCUGGACGGGGUGACGGGAUUCUUGGUGUUGAUGACCGAUGGACUGUACAAAGCCCUGGAGGCAGCUCAUGGCCCUGGGCAAGCCAACCAGGAGAUUGCUGCCAUGGUGGCGACGGAGUUUGCUCUGCAGACGAGGCUGGAGGCGGUAGCCCAGGCGGUGGUGGACCGCGUGCGGCGGAUACACCGCGACACCUUCGUCAGCGGAGGGGAAAGGUCGAAGUUUUGUGAGAGGCACGAAGACAUGACCCUACUCGUCCGGAACUUCCACUACCCUCUGGGCGAGAUGAGCCAGACGUCCAACAGCCCAACCCAAGGGGGUCGGAUCUACCCUGUGUCCGUCCCGUACACCAGCACCCAAGGCACUCUGGGAAAAACCAGCGUCACGCUCUCCCUGGUCAUGCCAUCCCAGAAUCAAAUGAUGAACGGUAACCACAGCAACUCCACGGGGGACGAGACAACACCUACGCUCACGAACAGUCAAAGCCCGACGGCCACGCUGCAGUCGACCAACACACACACGCACAGCAGCAGCUCCAGCUCGGGGGACGGGCAGGGUCACCUCUUCCAUCGCCACCGGCUCCCUCACACCCUACAACCCGACCAGGACGGCCGUGUCGAGCCCUACGUCGACUUCCUGGAGUUCUACCGGCUCUGGACGGUGGACCACAGUGAGCAGACGGUGGCCGGAGCGCAGUAGGUGACCGGUCCGGGCUGCCUCACACACGAGAGGCUCCGAGCUGUGACAUGUUGACCUGGGUCUUCGAACCAUCGGCCUUCCAGGAGAGGUGGGGACGUGAACAUCGGGCAGAUCUGAAGGGCUGCUCGUUCUCACUUGGGUUUCAUCUCCUCAUCAGACCAGCUAAUCUGGGCGAUUGUCAGGGCACCAGAGACCUGCAAUGGAGAGGAAUAUUCGAGGCCUGUACUUGUGUGUGUGUGUGUGUGUGUAUAAAUACAUAUGUUUUUGAGAAAGACCCAUCAUUUAUUUAUUUGCCUCUCUACACCACAAUUUAAGAUUUGCAAUAGAAAAAAAUCACAUGUGAUUAAAGUGCACAAUGUCAGAUUUUAUUAAAGGGUAAUGUUACACAUUUUUGGUUUCACCAUGUAGAAAGUACAGCUGUGUUUAUACAUAGUCCCCCCCAUUUCAGGGCACCAUAAUGUUUGGGACACAUGGCUUCACGGGUGUUUGUAAUUGCUCAGGUGUGUUUAAAUGCCCCCUUAAUGCAGGUAUAAGAGAGCACUCAGCACCUAGUCUUUCCUCCAGUCUUUCCAUCACCUUUGGAAACUUUGAUUGCUGUUUAUCAACAGGAGGACCAAAGUUGUGCCAAUGAAAGUCAAAGAAGCCAUUAUGAGACUGAGAAACAAGAAUAAAACUGUUAGAGACAUCAGACAAACCGUAGGCUUACCAAAAUCAACUGUUUGGAACAUCAUUAAGAAGAAAGAGAGCACUGGUGAGCUUACUAAUCGCAAAGGGACUGGCAGACCAAGGAAGACCUCCACACCUGAUGACAGAAGAAUUCUCUCUGUAAUAAAGAAAAAUCCCCAAACACCUGUCUGACAGAUCAGAAACACUUUUCAGGAGUCAUCUCUCAAUGACCACUGUCCGCCGAAGACUUCAUGAACGGAAAUACAGAGGCUACACUGCAGGAUGCAAACCACUGGUUAGCCGCAAAAAUAGGAUGGCCAGGUUACAGUUUGCCAAGAAGUACUUACAAGAGCAACCACAGUUCUGGAAAUAGGUCUUAUGGACAGAUGAGAUGAAGAUUAACAUUUCAUAGUGGCAAGAGCAGAAUAUGGAGGAGAGAAGGAACUGCCCAAGAUUCAAAGCACACCACCUCAUCUGUGAAACACGGAGGUGGGGGUGUUAUGGCCUGGGCAUGUAUGGCUGCUGAAGGUACUGACUCACUUAUCUUCAUUGAUGAUACAACUGCUGAUGGUAGUAGCAUAAUGAAUCCUGAAGUGCAUAGACACAUCCUAUCUGCUCAAGUUCAAACAAAUGCCUCAAAACUCAUUGGCCAGCGGUUCAUUCAACAGCAAGACAGCGAUCCCAAACAAACCGCUAAAGGAUGUUUCAAAGUUAAAAAAUGGCCAAUUCUUGA
This is a messenger RNA of Leucoraja erinaceus (little skate), 2990 nucleotides long. RefSeq names its product TGF-beta activated kinase 1/MAP3K7 binding protein 1 (gene tab1). Gene Ontology annotation, cellular component: cytosol. The record is from RefSeq and is a predicted model, not a curated record. Bases 65 to 1591 code for a protein of 508 amino acids. Gene Ontology annotation, molecular function: protein serine/threonine phosphatase activity. Lineage: Eukaryota; Metazoa; Chordata; Chondrichthyes; Rajiformes; Rajidae. Gene Ontology annotation, biological process: protein dephosphorylation. The transcript is spliced from 11 exons.